GGUCCCGGGUUCAAAUCCCGGACGAGCCCAUUCGUCAAUAUUUUUGCAAAUUCAUUUUGUGAUUACAUGCCAAGUACCUAAAAUACGAUAAUAUUUAUAGAGAAUUGUGUAAUUAAGAGUGGAAUGCCAUUGAUAUGCCCAUAUUUUGUUUCAAAAAAAUUUAUCAAACUAUUUUACCAACUGUUGCAUCAAAAUUUAUAUAUGUAGUUGUCAGUGUAUUCAGUUUAUUGUUGUAAACGCCAAGGUAAACGUCAUGGCAACUGGUUGGAGUGAUUCAAAAAAGCAUUCUGACAGAGAAAGGUGGGUUUGCAUUUAUCCAAUAUAUUUAAAUAGUAAGAGAACACGUGCUCAAGGACGAAAAUUAAUAAAAUCAAAAUGCGUGGAGAAUCCAACUCACCAAGAAAUUCGUGACGUUUUAAUAGCAGCAGGUUUGAAGGUUGGUGUAGAAAAUAAACUUCAUCCUAAAGAACGCAGUAAGGAAUUACUUUUUCGUGGACGAAUUCGGGUGCAAUUAAAAAAUGAUGAUGGAACUCCGUGUCAUCCUGAUUUUCCCACAAGAGAUUCGCUGCUUUUGCAUUUAGGAACUACUAUUCCAAAUCUCAAAACAAGGCAGGGUAAACAAAACUUCAACGAACAACAGUCUUCUCAACAAAGUACUACCUCGACGAAAAAAGGCAAAGGAAAAGGAAGAAGAUAAUUAUGAUUAAUAAGACUAUGUAUUUAAUUAUUAAUUAUUGAUAAUCUGCUACUUUCAUUCUAUUGCCAUUGUUAGGUUGGAGAGAAGUGUUUUGUUUUAAAUUUAUUUGUUUGGGAAAAAAAUGUCGUUCUUUUUUUUGAUGAAGAAUAAGCACAUUCACAAAAGAUAAGUUUAAUUUUUUAUAGGUAGAUCAAUAAUUUCUUUCCAA
Messenger RNA from Chelonus insularis, 905 nucleotides. RefSeq names its product signal recognition particle 19 (gene Srp19). Lineage: Eukaryota; Metazoa; Arthropoda; Insecta; Hymenoptera; Braconidae. The record is from RefSeq and is a predicted model, not a curated record. The transcript is spliced from 2 exons. Gene Ontology annotation, cellular component: signal recognition particle, endoplasmic reticulum targeting. Gene Ontology annotation, molecular function: 7S RNA binding. Bases 254 to 697 code for a protein of 147 amino acids. Gene Ontology annotation, biological process: SRP-dependent cotranslational protein targeting to membrane, signal sequence recognition; SRP-dependent cotranslational protein targeting to membrane.